GGGGACGCCGGGAGUUGUAGGCGGAAGAGGGGCGGUGAGAGCAGCGGGAGGGAGGGUUUGGGGGGUCCCCCCUCCAUGGAGACCUCCCGGCAGGUACCACCCGACCGCACCGGGCCGGUUGCUAUGGAUGCCCUGCACGAGGCCGGGAUCUGGGCAGCCCUGGCCCUGCAGGCUGGACCACCCUGGCUGGAGCAGUUCUGGGUCUACUUGACGUCCCACUUCGAUCCCAAAUCCAUCUAUACCUUCUGCUUCCCACUGGCCCAUGGGCUGGAUGCCCAGGUGGGGCUCAUGGUGCUCUGGAUUGGGCUCGUGGCUGAGUGGCUCAACGUGGUGCUCAAAUGGUUCCUGUUUGGGGAACGCCCGUAUUGGUGGAUCCAUGAGUCUGGGUUGUUCUCCCGCGAGGAGCUGGAGAAGUUCCCGCUGCGUCAGUUCCCGGUCACCUGCGAAACGGGCCCAGGGAGCCCCUCGGGCCACUGCAUGAUCCCCGGGGCGGCCCUGUGGCCACUUGUCACCGCGCUGACAGCCAAGGUGGCCCGGAGCACCCGGAGCCGAGUGCUGAGGCUGAUCCCAUUAUUUGCCUACACCCUCUUCCUUGUGGCCAUGGGGCUCUCCCGGAUCUUCGUCCUGGCUCACUUCCCCCACCAGGUGGUCACCGGCAUCCUGGCAGGGUCGGCGCUGGGGUGGGGGCUGCAGCGCUGUCCCCCCAACUUCCGCGUGUUCCGGUUCUUUGUGGCGGUGGCUGUGGCGCUGAUGCUGAGUGCGCUGGCCCUGCACAGCCUGGCCACGGCUGCUGGCAUCGACCUUGACUGGUCUCUCCACCUGGCCAGCGCCUGGUGCUCAGACCCGGCGUGGCUGCGGCUGGACACGCGGCCCUUCGCCUCGCUGUGCCGGGUGGUGGGCAGUGCCCUGGGGCUGGCCCUGGCUGCCGAGACCCCUCCACACCACCGGGACGAGGAGCAGCUCCAGGAUGGCCGCCUGCGGGUGGCAAGCACGGCGCUGGCCCUGCUGGCCCUGCAGCUGGUACACAGGCUGCCCAGGCCCUCAGACGCGGCUGCCCUGUACAGGCACGUGGUUGUGCACUAUGCGGCUGGGCCCUUCCUGGUGGUCUCCGUCCUGCCCCGGUUCGUCAUCGCCCUCAGGAGCUUCCUUGAGCCCCCCCAAACAUCCCCCAGCACCAAUUAGGCCUCCCCCCGCCCCAUACUGGUUUGUUCUCAACCUCAUAGAGUAGGGGGAUCCCUGCCCUUGGCUCAUCCUCAUCUUCUGCCCCCAGGGAGCCUCCCACACUGUGUUGGGGCCCCCACUCCUGCCCUGGCUCAUCCUCACCUUCACCUGUCCCCAGGGACUCCCUAACCUGAGAAGGGGCAUCCCUGCUCAUCCUCACCCACUCCUGGGGAUCCCCCAAACUGAGUAAGGGGGUCCCUGCUCAUCCUCACCUACCCCAGAGACCCCUCCCCCACUGAGUAGGGAUCCCCUCCUGUCCCGGUUCAUCCUUGCCCUCACCUGCCCCCCAGGAACCCCCCAGUGCCGAGCUGGGGGUCCCUGCACCUCUCCCAACUCAUCCUCACCUUCACCCACCCCCGGGGACCCCCUCACUGAGUAGGGGGUCCCUGCUUAUCCUCACUCGUCCCCAGGGACCACCCCCCUACACUGCCACCCCGUUCUGCUGAUUCCCGCCCCCUGUCCCGGCUCUUCCCUUUGCUUUGCCUAUCGCCGGUGGCUUAAGGCCAUGGGGACCCCCUUAGGCCCCCCCAGUUGUAGCACUAAUAGCCCUGUCUCUCCUCUCCCGGGCAGCAGGACCCCCUGGGAGGGCAGAGCUGGGGGUGCCUUGUGCCCAGCAGGUCUGGGGAUGCAGCACAGGGACAGUCCCAGCCCAGGGGUCACUAACCUGCCACCCCUGCCCCCACACACCUCCAGCUGCUCCAGUUCUCCCAGUUCUCCCCUGUCUGGAGCAGGGAUGGGAUCCCCCUACCCAAGCCGGGAGCCCCCUUUAUAUCACCAGGGGGGUCACCUCAUUUCUUACCAAAUAAAGCACCAAAACCAACCCACCGGGCCUGAGUCCUGCAAACAUGGGAGGGGAGGGCACAGGCAGAGCUGGGUGGUCCCCAGGGCAGGGCUGGGAGGGGGACCCCCCCCCACACACACACACUGGGGAGUGGCAGAACCCCCCAGACGUGCUGGGGGGGGACACAUUGGUCCCCUCCCUGGCCCCGUUGCUGAGGAAAAUGAAGCACGUUGGGACACCAGGAAGCCUUGGGGAUAUGCAAGGGAUGGGAACAGGGACACAGGGCCAGGAAUGGGAUGGGAAAAGGGACAGGGGGACAGGAAAGGGGACACAGGGGGACCCUCUCCACCCCCCAAAGGCAGCAGGGGCCGGCGGGUAUUGCCAGAAACAGUUUAUUUAUACAAGGACGAACAUUGGUGACAUUUUACAAAAUACUGAACCGAGACCCAGAGCGAGCUUGAGCGGGGGGAGGGGGAUGGACAGAAACCGAAGGGGGGAGCACGGCAGGGGCACAUGGGGGUGGGGGGGACACCAGCUCAAAGCAAGCUGGGCACCCUGCUGGGAGUGGCACCCCCUUUCCCCCCAUUCCGGGGUUGUUUCCUCUUCCCAGGAUGGGGAUCUGGGACCCCCCCCCCUCACAGGGUGUCCCCAACACUGGGUACACCCACACUGGGGUCCCCACAGUAACACACCCCCAUGCCCCCCCUCCUCACUCUAAACUGGGGUCCUUCCCCCCCAACUCAGGGUUAGGAGAGGUGACCAAGGACACGCUCAUCCCUCUGUCCUAAUCUGGGGAUCCCCCACUCCAAAAUAACUCAUGACGUGCUGUCCCUGUCCCCUCCUCCACUCCCCCAUUAAAAAAAUACUAUUAAAUAAUCUGUAAUAAAAUUAUAUCCCUUUUUUUGGGGGGGUGGGGUUUGAGUGGUUUUCUUUUAAAGCUAAAAUUACUCCGAGGCCACUCUAGCUGGUGACAAAACUGGAAAAUAAAGUGGUUUUUCCUCUUUUUUUUUUUUUUUUUUUUUUUUUUUUUUUUU
Molecule: messenger RNA, 3036 nt
Organism: Myiozetetes cayanensis
Lineage: Eukaryota; Metazoa; Chordata; Aves; Passeriformes; Tyrannidae
Gene: G6PC3
Product: glucose-6-phosphatase catalytic subunit 3
Exons: 7
Coding region: 76-1182 (368 amino acids)
Biological process (GO): gluconeogenesis; glucose 6-phosphate metabolic process
Cellular component (GO): membrane
Molecular function (GO): glucose-6-phosphatase activity
Source: RefSeq, a predicted model, not a curated record